AGUGAUUCAAGCAAUGGACCACUAACCGGACCAGCCAGCAAAUUAGUGAACUGAUACCUUAACUGUUUCAAUAAUCAAUGCAUUUUUUAUAACUAUGUUAACAUACAUUUCUUGAGAUGAAUGCUCUACUCGCUCCCAAACAUGUAGUCUCCACUCAAAAUGUGGGGAAAGGAGCACUUUUUACCUGCUGUAUUACUUCUGCUGAUAUUUUUUAUUGGUUAUAUUUAGUUUAUAAGUUAUCGCAAUGGUACCAGGUGUCUACCUUGGUCUUAUUAUUGUUGCAUUUCUGGAAAAGAAGAAAUAAGAAUAGACUUUGAUGAGUGGGUUUUUCCAUUUAAUUAUAGUACAUCCUUUGAUUGUUCUUUAUUGCCCAAUAAUAGUUGUUUAAUUAUUAUUUGAGCUCCUUUUGGACCCUACAUCUGAAAUGCAUGCCCAUAUAUACAUAUAGUUUAGUCAAAGGCAGAUUGCAAUGGAGCUUCACUGCUUUUUUUGGUUUCAUUUUCCUAUAAUCUUUUACUCUUGAUGUCUUCCCUUCUUACAAGUGCAGCCAGACAUAGUCAGGUGUCUACCUUGGACAUGGUGGUAGGGACUGUUACAUGUCUGGAAAAGAAAAGAAAGAUGAGGAAAGCCAUGAGAUGGUUGCCCAUUUCUUGGUGGGAUUUCUCUUGAAGGUGUUCAUCGUUGCCGGGUAACAUGCAUUGGUGGUUACACGAGCUACAUCUGGACUCCAUAUGUAAUAGCUAUUUCAUGCAAAUCAGAUGCACAAGGGCUGAUGGUUCUUUGAUGUGUCAAAAACCUGAAUGUUUGACCUUUUUCGUGGUGUUCUCUUGGCUGUGAGUUGACUUUGAACCAUUUUUAAGAAAACAUCUUACAGAAAGGUUUCAGCUUGCUAUGACUUGCAAAUAAAUUAGUUCGAGCAGACCACUAACUGGACAGUAAAUUAGUGAACUGACGCCUUAAAUGGUUCAAUAAUCAAUGCAGUUUUGAUAACUACGUUAAAAUACAUUUCUUGAGGUGAAUGCUCUACUCACUCCCAAAUAUGACGUCUCUACUUAAAAUGAGGGGAAAAGGAGUAUUAUACUUGCUACUUCUGCUGAUACAUUUUACGGGUUAUUUCCAGUUUGUAAGCUACUGCAAUAGCACAAGGUGUCUUCCUUGGUUUUAUGAUUGUCGCAUUUCUGGAAAAGAAGAAACAGGAAGACACUUUGAUGCGUGGGUUUUCCAUUUAAAUAUAGUACAUCCUUGAAGUGUCCAUUAUUGCCCAAUAAUAGUUUAAUUAUUGUUAUUUGAGCUCCUUUUGGACCCUCAUCUAAACUGUAUGCCCAUAUAUACAUAUGAUUUUAGUUAAAGGCAGCUUGAAGUGGAACUUCACUGCUUUUUUGCUUUCAUUUUCCUAUAAUCUUUUACUCUUGAUGUCUUCCAUCUCAAAAGUCCGGCCAGACAUAGUCAGGUGUCUACCUUGGACAUGGUGGUAGGGACUGUUACAUGUCUGGAAAAGAAAAGGUAGAUAAGGAAGGCCAUGAGAUGUUUUCCCAUCUCUUGGUGGGAUUUCUCUUGAAAGUGUUCAUCAUUGCCCGGUAACAUGCACUUAAAUUGUUGCACGAGCUACAUCUGGACUCCAUAUGUAAUAGCUACUUCAUGCAAAUCAGAUGCAUAACAUCUGGUGUUUCUUUGAUGUGUUAGAAGCCUUAAUAUUGGACCUUCCCAUGGUGUACCCAUGGUUAUGACUUGCGAACACAUUGGUUCGAGCAAUGGACCACUAAUUGAAAGAGCAAAUUAGUGAACUGAUGUUCCUUUUGGACCCUACAUCUGAACUGUAUGCCCAUAUAUACGUAUAUUUGAGGCGAAGGUGUCUUGCAAUGGAGCUCCACUUCUUUUCUGGUUUCAUUUUCCCUAUAAUCUUAUACUCUUGAUGUCUUCCUUCUUACAAGUGCAGCCAGACAUAGUUAGGUGUCUACCUUGGACAUGGUGGUAGUGAUCGUUACAUUUAUGGAAAAGAAAAAGAACAUAAGGAAAGCCAAUGAGAUGGUUGCCAAUCUCUUGGUGGAAUUUAUCUUGAAGGUUUAAUCGUUGCCUGGUAAUGUGCACUUAAUGAUUAAAGGAGCUACAUCUGGAUACCAUAUGUGAUAGCUAUUUCAUGCAAAUCAGAUGCAUAACGUCUGAUGAUUCUUUGAUGUGUCAAAAACCUGAAUAUUGGACCUUCUUCAUGAUGUACUCCUGGCUGUGAGUGGACUUUGAACCAUUUUUAAGUGAACAUCUUACUAAAAAUUUUCAGCUUCCUAUGACUUGUGAACAGAGUGUUUAUGAAGGAUUUAUGUAUCUGACCAUGUUCCCAAAGUCCUCACCUCCUCUCUUUACGUUUUAUUGCAUAUUACUUGUUCUUCACAACGAUGAGAUUGGUUAGCUUUUUAUAUGCUGCUAGAUACAUUGUUAAAUAUAUUGGUUCAUGAUGCUGUCUCUCUCAUUUCUUGUUGGCUUGUUCGCGAGAAUCCUGUCCUGCUCACUGAUUCUCUCUCUUUUUCUGAUGAAAGUGUUGACAUUGAUCAUGUGUGAAUGGUCCCUGAUCUUUGUUGACUCUAGGUUUUGUGAGUGGUUGUUUGUCACUGGAAAUUAGACAAAUGAGCUAUAAUACCGUCCUUCAUUUUUUUGGUUUUCCAAAAUCUCACUAUGCAUGAUGAAAACCUCUAUCUGCAAAUUUCUUCUUUAUCUUUUUAUAAAAAAAUUAUACGUGAAGAUAAUAUCUGAGAAUGGAAUUUUAGGUGGAUAAAUUGUUGGGGAGUGUAAAAUGGGAUGACAAAGGUUUAGCGGUAGCAAUAGCGCAAAAUGUUGAUACAGGAGCCAUAUUAAUGCAAGGCUUUGCUAACAAAGCUGCCUUGGCAACAACUAUUUCUACUCGAAAGGCAACUUUCUACAGCCGAUCACGGUCAACAUUGUGGACAAAAGGGGAGACCUCGAAGAAUUUCAUCAAUGUUCAUGACAUCUUUAUCGAUUGUGAUCAUGACUCUAUAAUUUAUCUUGGAAAACCUGAUGGGCCAACCUGUCACACAGGAGCUGAUACCUGCUAUUACACAUCAGUUUUUGAUCUGUUAAAAGAUCAACAGGUUGAAGAAAAUAGACAGGCAUUGACAACAUUGUACUCCUUAGAAUCUACAAUUUCCCAGCGGAAAGCAGAGUUGGCAUCAGCGGAUGGAAAACCUUCAUGGACUAAAAGGUUAUUGCUUGAUGACAAGCUGUUAUGCUCCAAAAUCAGGGAAGAAGCUGAUGAAUUAUGCCGAACUAUAGAAGAGAAAGAGGACAAUGCGCGAACAGCCUCUGAGAUGGCAGAUGUGUUAUAUCAUGCCAUGGUUCUGCUUGCACUUAAGGAUGUUAAGAUAGAAGAUGUACAGGAAAUUCUUCGGAAAAGAUUUACCCAAUCAGGAAUCGAGGAAAAGAAAAGCCGUACCAUAAAACAAAGCUCAUAAAAAAUUUUCACUAAGGUAUGGAGUUGAGAGCUAGAAGAACUGCUUUUUUGAAUAAUGUAUCUUGGCGGAAACUGUGGUUUUCUCUUAUCAUGCAUUGUAGACUAGUUUGAUUUUCAGAUUUGCUAUUUUUUAUUGUCAGAUUUAAAAAAUAUAUAUGAUAUAUUUAACAAUUAUCUGAACUUUUAAGCUAUUGUAAUAUUUGGACGUGUUGUACCAAUUUUAUAAAUUAUUAUAUUUUCAAA
Messenger RNA from Carica papaya (papaya), 3703 nucleotides. The record is from RefSeq and is a predicted model, not a curated record. NCBI's taxonomy places the organism in Eukaryota, Viridiplantae, Streptophyta, Magnoliopsida, Brassicales, Caricaceae.